Messenger RNA from Wasmannia auropunctata (little fire ant), 1420 nucleotides. It is a transcript of the gene mIF2, whose product is annotated as translation initiation factor IF-2, mitochondrial-like. The transcript has 5 exons. NCBI's taxonomy places the organism in Eukaryota, Metazoa, Arthropoda, Insecta, Hymenoptera, Formicidae. Bases 243 to 1199 code for a protein of 318 amino acids. The record is from RefSeq and is a predicted model, not a curated record.
AUACAUUUUAAGGCGAUGCUGGAACGAUGGUCAAACUUCACGGCGCCGCUGUUUUGCCAACGAUUUGUGCAUAUGUAUGUGUGCGAUAUUGAUGUAGUGUGAUGUAGUAAAUGUUUGCCGGUUACCGUCUAAUGCGUUGUCUGUCCUUCCAACAUCGCCUUGAUACAGGUAAUUUUAAAAUGUUAAUCUAAUGAAGUUUUUAUUUAACAGUAAGUGGAUUAACAUGGGCUAAAGUAAGAGGCAUGUUCGACCAUUCUGGAAAUCCAAUUAUGGAGGCUAAGUUAUCUGACGCGGUACAGAUUAUCGGAUGGAAGGGUUUGCCCACUGCCGGAGAUGAAAUAUUGGAAGUUGAAAAUGAAAAGAAGGUGCACAUGAUAAUGCGAUACAGAGAAGCGGAGAAGGCUACGCAGUUAGCACAGGAACAUAAAGUUGCAGCGGACAAAAAGCAUGAAGAAUACCUGAAAGACUAUAAGGAACAUCAGGCAAAGAGAAGAGCACUUGGCAGAUACGUGAAACUGUCAACACCUGUUAAAAAUGAAAGGCCCGAUGAUGGAACACCCAUACUUAACGUUAUCAUAAAAGGUGAUGUCGCUGGGUCCGUAGAAGCUAUAUUAGAUGUUUUUAAUACCUAUCAGAGUGACGAUAAGUGUCAAUUAAGUGUCGUCCAUUACGGCGUUGGACCUGUUACAGAGACGGAUUUACAAAUGGCAGACACGUUUGACGCCAUCAUAUAUCCUUUCAAUGUUGGUCCAAUGAAAAACUUACAACAAGAAGCUAAUAACAAGAUAUCGAUUCGUCCAUACAACGUAAUAUAUAAGCUCUUUGACGAUGUUAAAAAGGAGAUAAACAGGAGACUUCCAUUGGUUGAUGCCGAAGAAGUGAUAGGUGAAGCAAAUGUAUUGAAAGAGUUCGAGAUCACAGAUAAAAAAAAGAAAGUAAAGGUUGCGGGUUGCCGGUGUAUUAAAGGCACUCUCAAGAAGGAUGCAAUAUACCGUUUGAUGCGUGAACAGGAAAUCCUCUAUACCGGGAAAUUGGUGUCAAUGAAACAUAUGAAAAAUGAAACAGAAACGAUCAAGACUGAUGUGGAAUGCGGUUUGAGAUUCGAAGAUUCCACAGUGACUUUCAAAGCUGGGGAUGUUUUAAUUUGUUACCAGACGUAUCAGAAACCGCAGGAAAUUGACUGGGAUCCUGGAUUCUAAAUAAUUUUAAAAAUUGCAAGGUUAAAUGUAGUAAAAACGAUCAUAUUCUCUUUACUCGAAUUUGUUAUUUCGAUCAGAAAUAACGGAAAUUUGCGAAUUUGUCUAAGCAUAUUUUUUAUAAUAUAUAUCAAGCAAUGUACAGCAAAAUAUGUUGGUCGACACUUUUAAACAUAGCUUGCGAUAAUCUUAAUUUCACUUGAAUAAAAUCGAUCUGUUUCGAA